Messenger RNA from Dendronephthya gigantea, 1331 nucleotides. Its product is annotated as protein rolling stone-like. The transcript has 3 exons. Lineage: Eukaryota; Metazoa; Cnidaria; Anthozoa; Malacalcyonacea; Nephtheidae. The record is from RefSeq and is a predicted model, not a curated record. The annotation marks the transcript as partial. Gene Ontology annotation, cellular component: membrane.
UGUCGUCAAUAUGAUACGAUAUCAUAUUACGGUGUUGUGUUGAAUGUUGAUCGCUUGGUUGGUGACGUUCGUCAGGAACUGGCUGUUAAGCGCCUAUCGUUACGACUGGAUGAUGCGAAUGUUUUGACAGCAUCAGCGGUUUUACCCUUCUCUGCAUUCCUGGUCCUUCGUCUAGUAAUCACACUGUUUUUGUUUGCCUGUAUUAUAUGGAGUGGUUUUGAUGAUAGAGUUGACGAUGCGAAAUGGUUUAUAUAUCUCACCAACUUGUCAUUCGCUAUGCUUAAUAUAGCAUUCAUCAUGUUAUCUGCUCUCUCGCUAUCCAAAGCAUACCGGAUGCAUCAAAAUAAACCCCAAACUGAAGCCUAUGGCACGUUUGAAACAUCCGUUGAGGCAGCUCGCAGACAGGAACAGAUAGAACUACCAAGCGAGGGACAACAGAUAAGGAUGAAUAUACAAUCACCAGCAUUGUGUAAAUGGUACCAUCAAGUCAUAUGGCUCAUUUAUAAUGUAGCAUUUUGCGCUGCCAUCAUUGUCUCGAUUGGCUAUUGGUUGUUUCAGGCGAAACAUGUUCAGUUUCUUGAUGUGGUUACACAUGCAUUUAAUACCAUUUUUGUUCUUAUUGAACACUUACUCGGUCGCGUUCCAAUACGUUUAUUUCACGCUGUAUAUACAAUUAUUUAUUUAUCUCUAUAUGUGAUAUUUAGUGUUAUUUACUGGCAAGCAGGUGGAUUGAAUGCACGCGGCAAGACUUACAUUUACAAAAUAUUUGAUUAUGACAACAAGAACGCCGGGGUAAUCACUGCUUUUGUUCUUCUCUUGGCUGUCAUAGGACCAAUCGUGAUCCAACUGAUAUUGCUGGGACUUUGCAAGUUAAGAGGUCAUUGGUUUUCUUGUAAAUCUGAGGCCUAAUAUGGAAAUAGUUGGAUUCUAAAACUAUAAUAUGAUCUAAGUUUUCAGUUAGUGGCAUAUUGCAUUAAUGCAUUAACUAAUCUCUGUCUCUAAAAUUGCGUUGCACGGCAAAUGCCUGUUUGUGUGAAAAUAAAGUUUUUUCAUCUACGUAUCUGUCUUGCUGUGUGGAAUUUUAGUCGGAAAGAAUGUUGGCAUGCGUUUAGUCAGUUUUUUGCUGCCCUUUUCAGGACAUUUCACAUCUCGAAUAUAACGAAACCUCCUCGGAGUGGUACUACACACUUAUGCUCAGCCUUUGCAACUCUUUCAAGAAAACAAUCACUGGAAAUAAAUGAAAUGUAGGAAAUUCGACUAUAGAUAGCGUUUCUUGUUGAACAGCCUAACAAUUACCCCCAAUUUUUUUUUAAAUCACGCGACUACUCGUU